GCAGGUCUGAUCUGUCUGCAGCCAAUCAUCGUCCUCGCAGCGGAAUUUGAAAACGUACCCGCCAUGGUUGUUGUGUUGUUUCAGGCUCCGUUAAUUCAGUCCUUCCGCUCGGUUAUGUACUGGAAGUAACGUAAAGGAAGUUUGUUUUAGCUUAAUAUUUUUGGACUUAAGGGGAAAGGUAAGCGUUUUUUUUUUACCCCAAAAGCCUGUUAUGAUAUACGGUAGCUUACCAAACCAAGAUGUAGGAGUUAAAGUCAUAUCCAGGGCCUCUUGUUUUACGGUGAUAUUCGGUAUGGCUAAUGUGGCUAACUUUGGUACCUAACAUAAACAUCAAAACAGUGCAUGUUCACUCGCCUUAUUGGUAGACAUAGUUUAGUGACUCUUUUGCUGUCACUGGUUGAGGUGAAAGUCCAUCGAAAACAAGAUUACUCCAUUUAGCUUCACAGUUUUUAACCAUCGUGGUGUGUUAAUCGUUUACGACGUGUUGUGUUUUCUGCGUUAUGACCUUUACAUUUCCUCUUUAAUCCACCUCCAUUCAGAAAACUUAGACUCCACAUUAUUUUUCCACUAAGGACCUCCCUUUCAUACAAUACUACGCACUUUCUUCAAAAAGGAGAUAUGACUUUGUUUAUGUUUUACAAAAAAAUAUCAAAUUAAAGUUAGGAAUGCAUAAUGUUGGAUAUUUGGCAACAUCUUAAUUACUGUUAUUAAACUUCUAUACAGUAAAAGAAAGUGCAUAUAUAAGUAUCAACCAAAAUAACAUCAAGUGUUUCUUGCACUAGAAUGUAGAUAGUCUUUCUAUUGAUAUUACUCAAUGUGCCUGCAGUCUGUUGACGGCACUUUUAAAAGAGGAAGGUUGUUGUUUGAGCAGUCGUAGGGUUACACAUGAAUAACGUUUCACCUUAUUUUUGUUUCAUAUUGUGAGGUAAAGGUGUGUUUAAUGAGGCUACAGGCUGCUCUGAACAGCUUGCUCAAAAAGUCAAAACAUGAGAUUUAGUGAAAUCCUGAUACACUAACUGGUGGGUCUCCUUUGAAAGGCACAGUACACAUAAAACGUACAUCUAAUGCUGGGUUUUUCUUGUCCCUUUCCAAAUGUUUAGGUCAGAUUUCUGGCUUGAAACAUAUUUCACAAUUCCUCAUUUCAAAUAGAGAAACAAAGAUAUACUCAAUGACACAUCUUUGCAGCAUAGCAACAGUGGAGGAGGGUUCUGGAGUGCUUGGUUUGGGGCUUUAGAGUAUCUUAAAAAGACAGGUGCUGAAACAAGGUUUUUUUUUUUUUUUUUUAAAGACACUAAUCUUGGAUAAGUAAAGAAUUUUUUAGUUCUAAACCAUGUAAAGCUACUUGAAGACUGAAAAUGGGUGUAUUCAAUGUUAAUGCUCCGAUUAUACACAUCUGUCUCUCUCCACAGGUACUGCAGAUACCUGAACAUGGAAUCUCGAUUUGCUCAUCUGCGCCAGCGGGACACCAGUGUGUCAAUGCUGAGGGUGAAGAUGUCCCGCAGAAGGUCUCAGUCUCAAAAAGAGAACAGAGAUCGGGCCGUGAACACCCGCAGACAGCUUGACAAAGUCCCAGAGCUCGACGUGUCAUCCCUGGAUGCUUCCAUUGCAAUGGCCAAUAUGUCGAUCAUACCAGAGAAGACACAGAACAAGACAAAACUUGCUAAAAGUGAGGCUGCAUUCACUAUCUGAGAUACAAACUUCUGUUAACAUUAGCCCCUGCUUUAACUGGUUCUAGUAAGUGCUAGUUUUAAGCUUAGACUGUUUUUUGUCUCACCCCACAUGUGUUUUUCCACAGAUGAGGCAGUAGAAGAGAGGCUGAAGCAACUUGAGCGCUGGAAAGAGCGUAAGGCUCUUGAGAAGGAGAAAGAAAAGAGAGAAAAGGAGCGAAAAGGAGUAUUUAAGACGGGCAUGUAUCAUCCAAAGGACACUUUUUCCAUUGGCUCCCUGCCUGAGGUCCCAGCUGUCGCAAACAGAGCUAAAGAGGUGAGGAGGGGGGUCAUCGAAUGACCGGUUUAUAUUAAUUACUUGAAGUGAUGGUGACAUGAGUGUAACACACUCACAAUGAGGCAGUGUUGUUGUGUGAUGAUUCCCACGAAGGUAAAUGAAAUGUUUUUGUUUCAUCAGACUAAGGUCAACACUGCAACAUCACAGAGUACCAGAGUCACUCGUUCAAUGAAGCAGCAGGACAUUCAAAAGGUAUGACUUGCUCUUAAAUAUCUUUCACAAAUUUCCUUCUGCUCACUUUAUUAAUACUCAAAGCUAUUAUGUGCUGUGUUUUUUUCUACAGCCUCUAAAACCGCAGGAUCCAAAUGCAUCAAGAAAAGGUAUGUCAGUUAAAAGUUACUUCAUUUACAUUGAAGCAGCCCUAAGUCUGUUGUGUACUCGAUCUAACCUCCUUCUCCUCCUGUAGCUCAACCUGCAACCGAGAAACUGAACCGGACUCGGGCAGCUCCUGUAAAGCCCGCAGCAGCUGCAACCAAGACCAAAGUGUGCGCAGGUAACUAAUAAAGAGAAAAAUCCUGGCCCAUGAGUGGACCUUGCGAUGAGCUAUCAAGUUGGUUUCACCCUAUUGUGUUUCCUCAUUUGCAUCUCAAUCUGUGCCUGUGUGUUAUGCCAUCCUGCUGUAGUGGAGCCAGUCGUGCGAGCGACCAGAUCAGCCAACAGGCCUCCUGUUACAGCAGCUCCGGUGGUGAAAGACAAACCCAAGGGCAAGCCUGCAGGUACACACUGCGCCAAAGCUUUAAUUUAGGCAGUCUGGUUUUUAGAAAUAAUGAAAUCACUCGGCCAAAAUCAGCAAAUACAGCAGGACUUUGUUGUUCACUUAAAAAUAACUGAUGUUUAAAAUGUCUCUUCUUUCCCUCAGAUGUUAGGACCACGAGGAGCAGGGCUGUUGUCAACCCUAUGCCCCCCCCAUCUGACAGAAAAAGGAACUGUAAAGGUAGCUUAAAAUGUUGUUUAAAAGCCGACCAAUUAUUAAGGGCCAUCAGCCUUCAUUGAUUUUUUUCUCUUACUUCAGCUGUGACACAAAACAGAUUUAUGUGAUUCGAUACAUAAAAAAAUACUCUCAGUACACAUUACUGCACAUAACUCCAUUACUGCUUCAUCUUGAAUGUGACAUUAAAGAGUGGAUAGUUUAUCAUUUUUCACCAAGUAACCUUUCUUUUCGUGUAUCUUUUCUUGAAAUAUGCAGCAACCAUCAGCAACCCGAUCCAGCCUGCUGAACUGAUGGUGAGUUUUCUUAUCAGUGAAAAUUCAACAGUGUGUUCAACCAUUUUGAUUUUUGUUUUUAGUGACUUGAUUAAAAAAAUACUGUUUCGUUUUGGUUAAGGAGCCUGAGAUUCAGAACCCAGAGGAAAUCCCAUGUCCCUCCAGCCCAGUACCCUGCCUCGAAGAGGAGAAGAUGUUGGUGGAUGAAGCUCCAGCUGACUCCGUCCCUGCUGUGGAGCCUGUUGAGGCACCAUCCUCUUCGUCAUCUUUUGCACCAGCGGGCUUCAUCUUCCAAGCUCCCACUGGGUUGUCCUCGUUUAAGUUUGAGCCCCUCACUCCUCGAUCAGCAGAUGCCUUCCUCACACCGAGGUCUGUCUGAUACCCCUAUUAUUUUUUUAUCAUUUGAAAACACAAGAGCUCUGUUGUUGAUUUUUUCUUUUUGCAUUUAAGCCUAAUAUUGAUACCAGAGGUGUUUGUGUACCAAUCUGUACUACUUCCACUCUCAUUGUCACUCUUUCUGUCUACAGCUCAAGCUUCACUUUACCUGCAGCUCCCUCAUUUAACGACGAGCCUCAGACUGAGACGACUGAACCAUCCCCUCCUAAAUCUCCUCGCCGUUCCCCUCAAACAACUCCCACAGUGCUUUCCCCCACUCCAGGCAGCCCGCUGGAAUCAAAGCAUGAUGUACCUUACUUCAGGUGUUGUACCUUAUUAUUUUAAAGACAUAUCUUCAAUACCUUUAAAACUUUUCUCACACACUGUUACGGACAUCUGUUUAAAGAUGAACAAUUCUGUUUUCAUUUUAUUUAAUCAGAUCAGAAAUUUCCAACGAGACGAAGCGUCUGACAGCUCUGUGUGACCUCUGGGAACCGAAAGUGGAGGAUGAAUCAAUCCCAGAAGAGAGUGAGUGUGCAGAGUAACCCAGUCUGAAUGUGUGCCAGUGUUUUCUCCAAGUAAAAGUGUUCUGCAGGAGAGAGGAAACAAGUUUUACUUCAUAUUUAGAAGUUGUUGUCAUUCUUUCGUCUACCUAGUGAGAGACAGCAUACGGACAGCUGUCGGCCAAGCAAGGCUGCUGAUGAAGGAGCGUUUCAAGCAGUUCAGUGGUCUGGUGGAUAACUGCGAGCUGGGCUUGGGGGAGAAGAUCACCACCUGCUCUGACCUGCAGGGAUUUUGGGAUAUGGUGUAUUACCAGGUGGGGGUGUCAUCUGAAAGAUAUGAGCUAGUUUUUAUCAGACACAAAAAGAAAGGCAAUAACUUCUUUUCACUGUCUUUUAGGUUGAAGAUGUCAACAAGAAGUUUGAUGCUCUAAAAGAGGCAGAAAGCCGAGGGUGGGUGGAGGAGCACAAGCCAGUGCCCAGACAGAGGAAAGCAGUAAAGGUAAGCUAGAUUUAGAUGUUAGAGAAAGAAACAACAUGCCGCCAAUCCAGCUCAUAUUUAUUCGUGGUCAUUUUUGUAUUUUUCUAGAUGAGGGAUUGCGAUUCCUAAUUUACUCUAUAUGGGUAAAAAAAAAAACAAAAAAAAGUCAUGAUUUUCAUCUCAUAUUUUCGCAGAAACCCUCGGCUCCACCUGCUCACCCAGUGGGAACCAAAGCAGCCGCAAAGUCUCGCCUUGCCGCUGCUAAAGCGGCCAUGAAAGCCAAACAGCUGGCGGCUGAGGCAGAGAAGGCAGCAAAGGAUGCUGGGAGCAGUGAGGGAAAUCUGGAUUCAAAUUCCCAAGAGCCUCAACCCCAAGUGGAGGCCAAAGCAGCUGACACAGUGGUGUUUGAUGGAGGUUUCUUUCAGGUGGAGAGUCCAGCCAAACCAUCAGGUGAGCAAUGAAGACCAUACUUGAAAUGUCAUGUACCGGUUUAUUCAGUUUUGAUUUCCCUGCUGUUCAGGUUGAGCAUAUUUGGAGCGAACACUUAACCUUCUUUUUGUCACACCUAUAGGUUCAGUGAGGAGAUCCACUCGUCUUAGUGCAGCCGUGCUCCCUCAGGCCUCUCCCUGCUCUAACUACCUCUCACCCAGAAGAGUCACCCGGAGAUCCCUCGCACUGGCACAGACCCCCAAUCACAGCGCUUCCCCUCUCGCUAAGCCCGCCCCCACUCCUGCCCAGUUCUGUCUCACCCUUGAUCAAACCCCAGCACAAGCACCGAAAUCUCAGCGAGGAACUCCUCAGUCAACUUGUAAUAGAAAGGACCCUGUGACUACCUCUCUCUGCUUCACUCCCGUGAGGGAAGUUCGUUCAGACCACGCCAAACCUGAGCCAAGUCCUGCCUGUCAAAUGGAAACAGUCUCCACACAAGAAAGCACUGCCACACCUGGGCCUCCACUUCCAUCUAUUUUUGUAGAGGAGGAGCAAGAAGAAGCAGAAGCAACCAGUAACGACAACCCUCGCUCUCCAAGACUUUCCCUCUCCCCUUGUAAAACACCUCUUCCUGUCUCCAAAGCCCCUGAGCCCUCAUCCUCUCUGAGUUUUACCUUGUCACCAUGUGAGACUCCCAGCCAGCCUCUUAUACCCUCUCCUGCUGCUGUGGAGACCCAAGAGUCUGUUUGUCACACACCAAACAGCGCAGUUGUUGAGGUAAAACACUUCCCAGUUUCCCUAGAGGCCCAUUUUUUCAUAGAGACCAAUUAUAUAAACCUGUUUGCCUCGGUUUUAAACAGAAGUUUGUUUUGUGUUUUUAGGAGAUUCCAGGGUUGGACUUUGAGCGUUACCUCCAGCCUUCACACAGAUGCAGUUUGUCACUGGAGGAGCCAGUUCCCGCAGAGACACUGUCACCUAUGGCAGUGGAUGUAGAGAUGGAGAGUCCCAGAGGUCCAUCAGAAGACAUGAGUACUCUGCAAGAACCAGGUAAGAUUUCUGUGCAGAGAAACUUUGAAGAUUUACUGCUUUAUAACACAAUGGGGAUGCUAAAGAUUCUUGUAUUGGAACUUGCUUCAAGUGAGACAGAAAUUGUGGUUUUACAGUCAAAGUUUUCCAGAAAGCACAAUUUUUUAGAUCCUCUGCACACCUGCAUGCUGUAAUUUAUGAUAUCACGUUCGUUUAAAGGAUAGAGUUCACUGACUUUUAUGGUAUAACUUUACUUUGAAGGGAUAUGAUUAACAUGCCACUGUUUUAUCACUUUUUUACCAUUACCACAGCACUGCCAUCACUGUUAACUCUUCAGUCACCACAGGUGAGGGGUUUAUCAUUUUCACCUCCCAAACUUUACCUUGAAAUAUUUAUUUUUAAAACCACACUUAACUAUUAACUCAGACUUAAAAUAUUACUCUGGUUGCCUCGCUGAAUCAUCUUAAAUGUCUUUUUUUUUCUCCUUUUAGGCCCAGUCAGCUGAAUCUGAGCUGCUCCUCUUCACCCCCGACCUGAAGGACCGGAUUCGGCAGUCCGUCUGUCCAAGUGACCUCAUGGUCUUCACUCCUCCUCCCUAAUACGUAGCAAAAGAUGUCCUUUUUAAAAAAUUUUGUUGCUUUUUCAAAACUGCUUUUGUAACAUUUUAUAUCCAAGUGAUUUUGAGUGAUUUUUAGAUCAAUGGAAAAUAGUUUUUCAUAUGAGAUGUUCUUAUUAAAGAUUUACUAACAGUGGAGAGGCGAGUGCUCUUCAUCUACAUCCAAACACAAUUCCACCAAUCCCUCAUGGUUAUAUAACUCACUUUGUUUAUUCUGAUGAAUAUUUAUCAUCAACCCAUAGACAGAUAUGGACUGUUCAGCCCUGACAUGUAAAUCAAAACAAUGAAAAAACUGAGUUUUGCACUUCCUCAUCACAAGGGCACAAUAUAUUGAGUGAUAGCGCAGAAUGAUGACUUGAUGAUGAUGCCAUCUGGUGGCUGUUUUUAUGCACAAGAAGCCACUGAUUGUGGCAACAAUAAGGUCCAGCAAAUUUCAUUUUAGGAAGCAAGAUAAAUCUAUGAUCUACAACCAACAAAUUUUAAAAAAUCAUAUUGAACUUUGUCCAAGACAUUUGUUUCAUAUAUUUUUGACUGGUUUGGUUUAUGUUUUACAUUUUAUAAUUACACAAAAUCUAAAGUAUAGACUAAACUACUGACUGCAUCUUACCUAAAAAGACUCCUAAUUGUGGUUAAAAAUAAUUUUUACGGAGGGAAUUUGAGAACUAAACUACCUAACUGUGCUGAGCUGCAGUCUGCAGAGUGACGUGUUUCCGGGCCUCGUUUUAAAGCUUCUCUUCCUUCAUCUUUUUAGACACUAACUGGUUGUGUUCAUAGGCUGGGAAGAAAAAGUGAUUAAAGAACUGAUGGAUUGUCUGCUUCCAAAGUUGAAGUUCAUGGUCUUCGGCUUCUUCUUUCCUGGUUCGCUUUUCCUUUCCUCUAUGCCCUUCUGCGUGCACAAAAGGAAAUAUAAAAACAUUAUGUUGUCAAUUACAGGGUCAAUGUUUAUCCACAAAGUUUUAAUAGUAAUUUUACUUCUGCAGAAAAAAAAUAAAAUAAAAAUCACCAAACCAAGCCAAGGCUGUUUUUGGAUUUACUUUUGAACUAAUUCAAAUAUACUAUCACUUAUGCAUCAAACAUGAUCUGAAAGAAUAAGAAAAUCACUACCAAAAACCAACCUGCAGACUGUAGAUUUUCCUCAAAUGUAGUUUCAACAUUUUGUUGACCCUCCACGCCUUCAGAUGCAGAUGAUUCCUGUGAUAUUCCAGUCUAUAAAACAACACAAUUAGUGUUUUCUUAAUUAGUUUUCUUAACUUGUUUGUAAUGUGAAGAAAAUACUGUCAAAUAAAUUUUCUUAAUCUAUUUCAAUUAAACUUUGAACAAAUGACCAUCAGUCAGGACAACUUUACUCUUUACUUAUAGGGUGUUGAAGGGUGUAUGGUAGUGAGAGGAUCUGAUUGAUUUAAAAAGGGCAGUUAAUCGUCUUUACCACUUUCUCUCCAGCCUCUACUUUACAACCAUCUCUUCCGGCUUCAGUUUCAGCGCCCUCCUUCUCCGAUCCUCCUGAAACCUGCUUACAUUUCACCUCUGCAGAACCCAAAAGCACCUCUAAAAACUCCAGGAAUGUAAUCUGUAAUGAAGAGUUGUACAGCAACCAAAAUUACAACUAAAGAGGAAGAAUAAGGGAAGAGUUCACAGAUGUAAAUACUAUAUACGCACCUCCAGAUCCAGACAGCUGGUAAAGUUGCUGGGGUCGCUGCUUUCUGAGGUGAUGAUCUGCAGUAAUUUCCUCACAGUCAGGUUGUUAUCCAGCAGGUUAAGAUCCUAGGUGGAGUUAGCAUUAACACUAUAUCAUCAACAACUUAUUUUGUCUGAGACAUCAUGACAAAGUUGGUAAUCAUAAUGCCUUGUCUGUCGCACCUUGAACAUCCACAGCAGUUGUCUACAGGUCAUGAUCUGCUCAUUUCUGGGGGGUUUAUAAACUUUGCAGUACGUCUGAUAGAUUUCCCAGCACUUCUUUAAGUAGUCUAGAGCCAUCACAUCACCGCAUGGUUUGCUAAACAAGAAGCCUAGAUCAACAAAGAUGUAGUUAAUGAAUAUAUCAUUCAUGUACAGUAUUCGCAUGGUUCUGUCUGGGUGUGUUGUCUCACAUGAAAUGUAGAAAACCAAAAGGUAAUCAGAAAUGCAUGUUUUUCAUCACUGAUUGCAGCACAUUUUGCACUUCCUCCUUGGGUCAAUGCCAUGUUCCCCUUAUUUUGGGCUUCUAAUGUGGCAAUACAUGUUCAUCUGUGCUUUAGGGCUCCUGUGUAGAUUCCAAUUCACCCAUAAUCACCCACUCACUGUACAGUUUUGUAUUGUAAGCACCUUUUACGUUCUCAGCAUUAGGGAGGAUGUUUUCUGUCAUCAGUUUAGAAAAGCAGGCAGCCAGAAGGUUCUUCUUUGACCUGUGAAAACAAAGGUGCUGCCAGUUACUGAGACAAUCUGACGUAAACAUUGUACAUGUUCACAGAACCACAAGUAUUUUAAUCCAGCACUAUAAUAACAGUCAGGGAAUAACCAUAGUCAUUAGCAUUCAUCCUCUGGGGAGCUAGCAUGGCAUUCAGCUUGACUAGUCUGUUUAAUACCAUCAGUUCAUAAAGGAUGCUAGUUUGCAUUUGGAGGAAGAAUUUCUUACACCAUGUGUUCAUGGUAGAUGUGAUAUGCCACGACCACAAGACAGCUGAGGAGCCCGCGAAAAAGAAUGGGGGUAAAAGGAGAGUGUAAUUCCUCCAUUGGGGCAUCUGGUAAGGCACAUAGAGAGUGUAAACAUUUAGGACAAAAUAGGGUUAUCAUGAACCUUAUCAUCUUCUGACAUGCCUUAGAUUAUUCUGUAGAGGAGAAAGUGAGCGACAACCUCCCCUUACCUUUGAUGAAAUGGUCUAUCUUUGUCAGAGUGAUGCUGUGGUGGUGGAUGUAGCAGUCUUUAAGCAGGCGCCAGAGCUGCAGGCGGGACAGCGGGAAGGUGUUAUUGGGAGAGUGGGCCCUGCCAAGUUUGCUGUAGAAGUUGUAGACUGACCUGAGCUCUGUGGCCAGCUUCAGCACCACAAACUCCACCUGUUGCACACAAGACAUGGUAUCACAGAUGAAAAUUAAGGAAACCACAAAGCUACUGCUUGGAACAGUUUUUUAACCACAGCUGUAAAAUGAAUACCUUUUUGUGGUUUUCUUUAAGGGAUGCCACCUUAGACCAAAGACCAAAGAAAAAUAGCCAGACAUGCACCAUUAUGACCCUGUCCAGUUACAUUUGUGUAAAUCUCUGAUGAGCCUUUGUUUGGUUUGAUAUGAGUAAACAUGCAUUAUGAUACUGAAUGCUUCUGUGAGGAACAUUUGGCACCCUCUGAGGAAAAGAGCAGACUUCGCUUGAGUGUUUUGUUUUUAACAAGAAUCUUAUCGUGUUGAUUUCUGACAGUCAGACAUACCAAGAACAGUGAAUAUUUGAUCUGAAAUUUGUAAAAACAGGGCUGUUUCGUCUGACUGCUGACACCUCAGUCAAACAGCAAAUUAAUGAACGAGCCCUUUCUCUUUCAACUUCUUUCUUGUAGGUGUCUUUAUGGAGGACCUGACCUGCUCCUGCUCAGUGUUCCGAUUUCUUUCAGGGAUUUUAUCCAGGAGACAAUCAAUGUUCAGGGCCAUAUCUAGUCCUAAGAUGGAUGAAUCACUCCCUGGCAGAGGGGAGGGACCUAAAACAAAAGGUCAAAUCAGAGAGCAUCUGUAACAGACUGUAACAUUUGUGUACAGGUGAGCAUUUUGAAUGGAGCUGAUGUACUGUGGAUGUUUACCGCAAAAAGGAGUGGGAGCCCUUUGUCCAUUCAGGAUAUCUGUCAUCAUCUGAUCAUUCACAAAGUCCCCUUCAAAAACAUGACCAUUCUUAAAGGUGAAUUUUCCCUGUGAACCAGAUACAGUGUUAACAGGUAAAGAAUCAAGUGAUGCUAUUUAAAUACAUCGAAAAACAAGACAGUGAGGUGAUAAGGUACAAAAUUCUAGGUGUGACAUUGUAUCUUAAAUGAACCUUUCCAUGUUUUUUGUUGUUCCUCCAUUGUCCCACAUAAAUUGCACCACCAGCAUAGUAGAAUGUUCCCAGCCCAUGCCUUUGACCCUGCACAAAAUCCCCAGUAUACCGGUUGCUCUUUGUAUACUGGGAUCCAUCUGCUCUCUUUAGGAUCCAGGUGUGUGUACCUUGUCCAUGCUGCAACAGAGAAGACAGUGUAUGAAGAGUAAAUACAUGUUUGUUUUUUCGUCACAGUAAAGUACAUCUUGGACUGAGCAACUUUGUCUUUUAUUUAAUUUCAUACUUGAACUCCAUUCUGCCACAUCCCAUCAUACUCCUCUCCCAGUUUUAGCCACUUCAUAGUUCCUUUUCCGUGUCUCAGAUUGUUCUUCCACUCACCAGAGUAAACAUUUCCAGAGGGGUAGCUGAUAAAAUAAAAAAAAUAUAUAUACAAAUGUCAAGUUCCCUCAGUCUCAAUCACUUUGGCUUCAAAUAAGACUGUAUACUCGACACUUACCAUCUCACUCCACAUCCCUCUCUGAUGUUCCUCACCCAGUCUCCUUUGUACCAAGAUGUCUUUUCCUGGUUGUAAAACUCUUCACCCUGACAUAAAGACAAUCAAUAAAAGAAAUAGAUCUUUGGUGAUAUGCAAUAAUAAAGAGCAUCAGUUCGUGGGUUGUACCUUUCCAUGCCUUUUUCCCUGAUCCCACUGCCCUGUGUAUGAAACACAGUCUUUUGCACAUGUGUAGGUUCCUGUCCCAUGUUGUAUCCCAUAACAGACCUCACCCUUGUAGGUGCUGCUAUCUGGCCAGAUAUAUGUGCCCUCUCCCAUGGGCUGGUUGCGCACAAAUUCUCCCUGUUGGGAUAAAAAUUGACCCAAAGAUGUAGUUGUUGAAAACACUUAUUGCCCUAUGUUUAUAGUUAGAAUUUUUAAAAAAGUAUCCUUACAAUCUAAGUUCAUUACAGUUAUGAUAGCAGCCUUUUGGUCUUUUUUUUUUUAAUAUCACCUCAUAUUUCAGUCCACCUGCCCAUGUGAAGACACCGUAUCCAUCCAUCAGUCCCUUAGAAAACAUGCCCUUUAAAAUCACAAUAAAGUGAGUUAAGUCCUUAUAACAGUCCUAACUUUAACUAUAUAAAAAGCAAGUGUUUACAGAGUACUUUGGCAAUUAACACUCUUGUCUUUGUAAUAAUUUAAUUUCAAGAAAAUACAAGAAUACGUGCGUGAAUUUGUAACUAUUAAAAUAAUCAAAAUGGUCGAAAAAUUUUACUUUAAAAAAAAAAAAAGUUAUUCAAUUUGAAAUAGAAAUAAAAGGCUACAAUGAAUGAGUUAAAAUGCAUGUAAAAAAUACUUUUGGAUUAAUAAAAAAUAAACGUGUCUUGUUUCGACCAUGUCUCUCUUGGUUUUAACGUGUAACUCAUGACUGUGUGAGAACUUAUACCUUGUACACAUGGCCUCCGUCAAAACAAGCGAGUCCACCCCCUUGAAACACGCCUUCACAUGUUUCUCCUUCAUACCUGUUCAAGACACACGGUAAGCUGCCAAAACCAUGUGGGUGGACUAAAAAGUUAAUCUAUAUUUAUUCAGAAUUAUGGUUUACCUCUGUACUGUUAGACGUAUAUGAGCAUCUCCAUUCCCACGCUGCUUUAUAUCCGCUAAAUUCACCUUUAAAACACUUAUUUUGUCUCUUCCCUCGGCCACUGGUUUUGUGUUUCUAAUUUUCUGUUCACCGUGUCUUAUGAGGAUUUUACUCUUUUCCUUUCUUUGAGUCAUUUUUCGAUGUUAAGUUGUCUCACGGAGCAGCUCGACCCCUCUCCAUGGCAACGCAAAAAGACGCUGAAACUACGGCGUCCUUCCACACCCAAAAAUGUCAAAGCCGCAGACUAGCCCUGAUUGCGCCAGAUGCAGCCUAAAAUGCUGACAUUGACUCUUAUUAGAAAGUCUCAUCCACUAUUACUAAGAAUUAUUAUUUUUUCUAUCCAAUUAUGUCUGACGGCUUCGACUACUUGUCUACUGGAUUUUUCCUACCCAUCUCCGUGACCAAAAGAAUUCAUAUUUGCAGAAGACAACAUAGUUUGCCUUACUCACUUUACAAUGCAACAUAAACAUCAAUGCAGCAAUGGUAUUAUUAAAUGAGAAUUGGUUUAUUUACAAAGGGUUUUGAAUUCUGGGUUUUUACUCUAUGUGUACUUGCAUUUUCACAGUUUUAUAAGACUAAUACUUUUGUUAAAGUAAAGAAACUGAAUGCUCCCUCUCCCCAUUGCACAGGCUAUAAGAGAGAAAUUAGCAUAGAGAGGCAACAUGUUUCAAAUAUAUCUUGUUUAUUACUCUGAUUAAUAAAGUGUAAAGGUUAAAAAAAUGCAGACAAAUACAAUUAAAACCCGAACCUAUUGGAACAGAUAUAAUUUUAAAAAAAAACAGUAUACAUUCACUUCUAAGCGUUUGAUCCAUACAAAUAUACAGUAUAUUUUUGUCAGUGCAGUCCUUGCAUACAAAAACAAUCUGGAAUGGCAGCACAUUGUAGUUAUAUUACUACAGUACAAAAUAAAACUUUCAGCAGGACCUUCCAUGGUCAGUCUGGAGAGAUGAUAUCCAGGUUGGCAAGGUGUCUCAUGGUGGGUCUUCCAUGAGGACAGUUCCAAGGGUGCUCAAUUUCCCCCAUGUGAACCACAAGCUUCUUCAUUUCACUGAUGCUCAGAGCAGUGCCAAUCAUCACCUGAAGAUGGAUACCAGCAAAAAAAAAAAACAACAACAGGUAAUGUGUCAAGAAAAAGAACAGUGGUAUUUGAUAACAAAAGUGAAUAACACAUUUCUCAUUAGACACUUAAAGGAACAUUACAGUGUAUUCAUAUAUUUUAGAUUAAGACAAGACCAUGUGCGACUAUCUUAACCUGAAAUUUAAGAAAUAUUGUUCUCAUGGCAAUAAAAAAAAAAGAACCACGAAAUAUAAGGUAUAUUUUCAGAGAUGGAUAUUGCAAUUACAGUUUUAACAUUACUUUUUUAUGGAUGGGUGGAUAAUCUGCAUUCUUGGUGCACUGGGAUAUAUAUUACAAUGUUUAGGUAGACUUACAGAUUUUCGACAUGCUCUAGAGGCAAACAUUUGCCUGACGCGAGACGGUCGACACAUGAUCCCCGGACUGUCAGUCAACAUGAAGAUCAUCUCUUCAAUGUCAGUUGGGCCGAAUGUCCAGUUUUUACUUGUGGGCAGAGACACCAGCUUGACCCGCUCCAUCACCUGAGCUGCAGUCAGAGUUUUAAAAAAGGACUUCAUAUCUGGAAUCACUAAAUUAAAAAUAAUAGUAAUAAGUUGAAAUAAAAUCAAAUCAUACCAUCUUCAUUAAUGAGAAAUUCAAAGCCGUUCUUCCUGAAAAUCUCGAUAUUCUCCAUGAGGAUGUUUUCACUGACAGCAGUGAGGUAAAGCUUCUGAGGGCUGCAAUCAACAAGGAAAGUUUAACAAAAUACUUAAAAAGUUACUUUAAAUAGAUGUACUUUAAAAUAUAACAUAACAUUCAAACGAUAGCUUUCAGAGUCUUACGCAAUGAGUUUCUGUCCUUGCAGGCUUGUGUGCUGCUGCAGCAUCUCAAAGUUGUAUUUCUCAUCUGUUGCAUGCUGGUCGAUCAUGAAGAUGUCUGAGUUGAGUUUGGUGAUAAUGAAGCCGAGGUUAAACUGUCCAAUAAUCUCCAUCUGUUUAAACAUGUCUUUACUAGGAGACAGAAACAGAAAAAUCAUCUUCUGUUGAGCAAAUAUCACUUUGAUGUUGAAACUUUAAAUCGGUAUCAUGUACAAAAGUAAAUCCCACCUGAUUUCUUUCCUGAGCUCCUCCUCUGCACUUUGGUUUUCUCCAGGGUUGAUCUUGGCCCUGAAGCGUCUGUAGCGCAGACUCUCCUCACUCCUCUGUUUCUGCUGGUCAUUUAAUCUCUUUAGCUUUCCUGUUAGCUCCUGAAGAGAGAACUGGAGAAGCACUGUCCUCCUCUGUAGGGAGAUGGGAGCAUCCACAGUGGAGUCUGGUAAAGUGUAUGAUCCGGGUUUGGUAGGAAAAUGUGUUUCAUCUUUUCUAGCUUUUUUGGCAUCUGGACUCAAGAAGGAGUCUUUGUUGGAAGUGCAGGGCUCAGUCUGUAACUCCAGAUCUUCCGAGAAAUUUUGAGAAUUGUCAGAUGUUUCUUCAAACGUUUCAUUUUCUACAGUGAGUUUGUUUAUGUGUUGUUCAGGUGACUGAGUAUCAGGUGUUGACACGCCACAUGUCAACACAGCCCUGUCUUGAUCAGAAUCCACAUCGGUGCCUGACGUCCCUCUAUACCUGAACCCUCCCAGCACUGACUUUCCAGCUACUGAGCAUUUGCCUACAUCUCUGAUGGAUUUAAUGGGAGAUUUCGAGCUUGAACUGCAUGUAGAAGGUUUGACAGAACCCUUGAAAAAAGUCUGUAGUGUUUUCUGUGUUGGGCCACAGUUUGAAACUUUUGUAGUACUUGAUCUGUUGCCAAAUGUGGAACCAUGAGUACUUGAAAAAGCUGCUUUAAGUCCAGCCAGAUUUAGGGUUGACUUUGGACUCUGGAUCACUGGCUCCAUGUUGGUUCCAUAUUCAGGUACAUUUUCAUUCGAUGGGGUACGAUGACAGCCAUCAGACACCAAUGAUGUUUCUAGAGAAAAAUGUCCAAAUAAAAGCACAGAAAGAGAAGCAUGUAAUCAUGUCAGCAAAAAAAUCUCCAAAUUCACCUGUUGCUUUGUAGACUAUAUUUAAGGACUGGUUCUUACUUGUUCCUGGUAGAGGUGUACAGUUUAGGCUGAUCUUAUUUACCCCAGCUUCAUACAUGUUGAUGAGAGAGGUCUUUAGGAUAGCCAGCAGGAGUUUCUCUUCUUGAAGGAAGAUCUGUCGUUUGUCUGGGGUUACAUUCACAUCCACACACUCUGAAAUACCAAGUAGAAAGGAAACAGUUCAUGGAGUAGCAAUAAAAUACCAUCUGAGUAGCUUCUAAAAGGUUUCAGAUUGAUAAAUGUCUUACCUGAGGCAACAGCUAUGUUCAAGGCAACAAAUGGGUACUGAUGUCUGUUAUACAUGUGAUACACUUCAUUCACAAGCUUGGUCACCUGAAAAUGGCAAGAAAGUUUUAAUACAGUACUAUGAAUUUCAAUUCAUGUCACAUACUUUCAAAACAAUAAAUUCAGGUUUUAUACGAGUUGUAAAUGAUUAAUGGAGGACAGAAACCUGACAUGAAUUACCUUGAGAGGAUCACAUGGUCGGUUGUUAAUGAAAAAGAACUGCCUGUCUGUGGCACUCCUCCCAACACCGUGGUCUCCCCGAGAGACAAACCCUGUGAUGCUACCAGAAAAUAAAAACUUCUUCAGUAUUUUUGAGGGUAAAAGUAUGAAAAAAUUCAAUUUUAAUGAUGUUACUUACGUAAAGAGCUGUUUGGGUAGAUCUGCCUCUUUGAGUCCAUAUUCCUCAAUGACAUUUUCUGCAGGAGAGACUUGCUGAAAAGGCAGAAGACUCUGUAGCUACAAAAGGAAAAAAGACAUUGCCAUGUAACAAAACAUAUCAAGCUGACAAGGUUACACAGUUCCUCAAAGUGUUUAAGCUUUAUUCAACUAUCAAUAAUACUCAUAAAAAAGUUAAAUGAAGAACACUGGUAAAAAGUGAUGAAUUAGUCCUAACAAAAUAGUCCUUCUACAUUCUGUAGAUCAUCCAUAAACAACAAAUAAAGAAGUGGUAUCUUUAAGUUCCUACCUGUUUUGGUCCAAAUAUGGCCCCGAUGUUGUCUCUCAUGCUCUGACUGCCGCUGGUGCUGAGGACUGGGCUGCGCUUUCCUUGCCCGUUCUGGUUGGAGCAGGUAAUACGCACUCCGGUGGAGAUUAUACAAUAGGACUGCAGGACAUGUAUCAUUUUAGCGUAUUCCUGCAGAAGAAGAGGGAUUAAAUAUGAAAGAUUUAAGAUUAAGAACACUGGUAGAUAAAUCUCAUGCUGUCUGGCUCUUGCACAUCAGCUAUAAUAAAUUUCUUCUUAAAUAUGUCAUUAUUUUCACAUUUAUCAAUGCGUUUUGCCUUUUAUGGGAUUUAAAUUAUUGUUAUUUUAGCAUGAUUUUUCUCUUAAAAUAGUGUGCAAAAGUUAUGUCCAUGUGCUGGCUGAGGGUUAGAAAAGUCAGGGCAUGAUGGUGCUAAAAGCUAUCUUGUAAAUAAAAUGCAAUUUAGAGGGAAAGCUUGGGUAUAACUUGGCAUUCUCUUGGGAAUUCAGUUGUUUAAUUAAUUUUCAGAGGUUUUUAAAUUGUUCAAAAGUACAUAGUAAAUAUUGUCAUAAAGAAGCACUGUGGUAGGAAUGCCUACACCACAUCCCCAAGGCCCAAGCCCACUGUUCCUGCAGCAAAACAUUAAGCUCUAAUAGGCCAUAUAAAGACAUAAGGAUUCUUAACUGACCUUCUUGAUGUUGCGUUGGAACUCCUUGUGUCGGACAGGCAGGGUGUAGAAGAGUUGCUGCAGGCUGACAGUUGUGCCUUGCUGACGCGGAUGGGGUGACUUCUGCACCAAGUGGCCUUUGUGGUCGAACACCAGCUUGGUCCCAACCUGGCUGGACUCAUGGCAUGUCACCACACCCAGGUCACUAAGCAGGAGGUCAGACAAGAUUUUCAACUAAUAAGGAGACAUGUACCACAAGUUCAUGUGUCAACUGAAUGUUGCUGAUAUAACACAGUUUACCUCAGAGCACACAAAGAGCUGAGGGCUUCACCUCUGAAGCCAAAUGUUUCCACAUGGAUGAGAUCAGAAAAGUCCCUCAGCUUAGAUGUAUGAUGCUUUAGCGCUGUGGAAAAACAUAACAAGUGUUGCUCAGCCAACAAGUGUAAGGUAUACUUCUUUAUAAAAAUAGAUAAGGAAAGCUUGCACUUACUGAGCCCCUCAAAGUUUGCCUCUUCUACUCCUUUGCCGUUGUCAGAAACCUCUACCAGUUCAGUUCCACACUCCUUCAGCCUCACAUCUGAAAUAUGCAAUAAAAUGGUGUUCCUUUAUUUCCAAAAACAGUUCAUUCCAUGUUCUUGAUUUUCUCAUAAUGUACUGGUAUAGUUGCACACACAGAAAACCCAGUAUCACAGCGUUAUAGUUGUGUGAAAUUCCGUGCAAAUGAGUUAUGACCGACUACUUCUGAUCUUCAAUAUGAGAAUAAAAGUAGAUUUUUCCUUAUGUGUUCGCGUGGAAAAAAUGUGGCAGUGAUUCAGUUUGCAUAGUGUUUAAAAUCAUAAACACUGUUUAUCCGGUGUGAUACUUUUCUCAAUUGUAUGUUCCUUUUCACAAAAAAAAAUUAAUCUGAAGAAAUAAAGAACCAAAUAUAACUACUGACAUCUAUCUAUUAUUAAUUUUCUUGGUAUAAAUACAUAAUUGCAUCUCCCCUAGCCUGAUAUGCAGGUUGAAAGAUUUUUACAAACGCACAGCUCUUGUGUGCAAUAUGCAUCGAUACUUACCAAUAUUUGUGGCCCCUGCAUCGAUGCUGUUUUCCACUAGCUCUUUGACAGCAGUGGCUAAAGUCAGCACCACCUGUCCUGAGCAAAUCUGAUGUACUGAGUGCUUGUCAAUAGCCUUGAUGCUUCCUGCAGGUUCAGGGCUGCAAAGAGAAAACAAGUACUCAGUGACGAUGGUAUACAACUUUGCUAGACAAAAAGAAGCCCUUUUCUGUCGUUUUUAUCAUAAAAUACUUAGUUCUGCUUGAGUUAAAACUUGUUGGAGAGCAUGCUGCUGCAUGCUGAGCGGACCAAUAUUGCUUUAGACAUUGGGUUGUUACACAUUGUUACACUUUACCAGACUGUACGGGGGAGUUGCAUGUUAAUGUAACUACAAAGGUGCUUGGGUCUGCAGUGUAAAGGGGCUUCCACUUUUAGAUUUGCAUAGAAAGAAAUAUUUGCAGGCAAGCGAAUGAAUACCAUGUUAGCUGACUUACCAGGCAUCUGACAUCUUUAAGGACCCCAAAAGCUUCACGAGGAAAUUCACAAAAAUGGUGAUAAAACACCUCCGAGUGACAGUCGAGGCGAGAGGCCGACUAAUGUAUUGUCAUUUAUGCAAAUAUUAGUUUGUGUUCAUUUCUAAGUAGCGUGUGCCGCAGAUCCGCUACAGCACGUUAUGGCUUGUAAACAAAAGUGAGGCUGUGCCGCGCGAGCGAGUGCAGUGUUCGCGAG
Xyrichtys novacula (pearly razorfish) is the source of this 18746-nucleotide messenger RNA. Lineage: Eukaryota; Metazoa; Chordata; Actinopteri; Labriformes; Labridae. The record is from the annotation of a GenBank genome assembly.